Molecule: messenger RNA, 3105 nt
Organism: Argiope bruennichi
Lineage: Eukaryota; Metazoa; Arthropoda; Arachnida; Araneae; Araneidae
Product: carnitine O-palmitoyltransferase 1, liver isoform-like
Exons: 18
Coding region: 181-2496 (771 amino acids)
Biological process (GO): fatty acid metabolic process; carnitine metabolic process
Cellular component (GO): mitochondrion
Molecular function (GO): carnitine O-palmitoyltransferase activity
Source: RefSeq, a predicted model, not a curated record
UACCAUUUUCAUGGAAUAAAAGUUUAUUUCAUCUAUUUUGUAGAACUUUUAAGUGUAUGUAUGGCAACCGGAGCAUCAUAAUCCAGUUAAUUUUUAUAAUUUAUAAAAAAUUUAGAAAUUAUUCAGCUUUCGGAUGAGAUAAACAAGUUUGAAGAAAACAGCUGUUGAUUUGUCCGAAAAAUGGCAGAAGCACGUAUAGCUGUUGCUGAACCCAGGGUAAACACUAUAGAAGAAAUAACUACUCCUGAAACAUGGAGAGAAGUAUUUAAAACAUUUCGCAGUACAGCAACUAAGAGAUAUUAUAAAGUGAGAAAUCUAAUAUAUAAUGGAGUCUGGCCAGCAUCUCUGUCAAAUGUUAGACUAACAGUUCUUACAUGCAUAUUCCUAAUGCUGGUAGAACCAGGCAUUACGUCAUCUGUGAAUAACUGGCUAUGGGGUAUUGCAAACGUAUUAUAUAUUCCUAAAAGUUUACCUAGAGGACUGCAAGCUGUAAUAGUAUCUAGUAUUAUUGGAAUUAUUUCAUUUAUUGUUCUGAUGAUUGCAAGACAAAGUUUCUUAAGACUACUUCUUUCUUAUCGAGGAUGGAUGUAUGAAAAUCCUAAAAGUCAUUCCCUGAUGACCAAGUUAUGGUGUGGGGGAGUAAGACUUCUCAGUGGAUAUAAACCUUCACUGUACAGUUGCCAAAGAUCUUUACCUCGUCUACCUGUUCCAGCUGUUAAAGAUACUCUGAAUAGGUUGUAUGAAGCACUAAAACCUCAUUGCACUGAAGAAGAAUUGAAAGAAAUUAGGCAACUUGGAAAGGAAUUUGAAAACACUUUGGCUCACAAAUUGCAAAAUGUCUUGAUCAUAAAAUCAUGGUUUUGUCAAAAUUAUGUUAGUGACUGGUGGGAAAAAUAUGCUUAUCUUAUGAGCCGUAGUCCACUUCCAAACAACAGCAAUUAUUAUAUAUGUGAUGAAUGUUAUUGGAUGCCAACUGACAAACCUGUUUCACGUGCAGCAUGUUUGGUAUAUAGUUUAUUAUUGUUCAAAAGACUGAUUGAUCGGGAAGAACUUGAACCUUUAGUUAUUAGGAAUACUGUUCCCAUUUGUAUGGCUCAAUAUGAAAGGCUCUACAGUUCAGCUAGGAUUCCUGGAGAAAAUACUGACAGAAUAUUACAUUGUGAGGAAUCAAAGCAUAUAGUUGUUCAUGUGAAAGGGCUAUAUUAUAAGUUAGAUAUUUGUGAUGCAAAAAAUCAAUUUUUGGCGCCAACAACAUUGGAAGAACAACUUAAUUGGAUAGUUAAAGAUGCAACAAUGCAUGCAGAAACUCAGUCUGAAACUGAGACAUCAGUUGCUGCUUUAACUACCUUAAAACGCAAUCAGUGGGCAUCUAUUAGACAAAAGUAUAUGAAUGCUGGUGUAAAUAAAGAAACAAGACGUCUUAUUGAGCGAUCUAUUUUUGUGUUGACACUUACGGAUUAUGAACCAAAAAAUCUCACUGAAAAAGGCAAAUUUCUUUUACAUGGUGAUGGGAAAAGCAUAUGGUUUGACAAAUCUUUUCAUUUAAUCAUUUUUGGCAAUGGUGCUGCAGGUCUGAACUGUGAGCACACUGUUGCUGAUGCACCUGCUAUGGCACACAUGUGGGAAUAUAUAUUGUCCAGAGAAGUUAUUGAAAAGUUGUUUGAUGAUAAUGGGUACUGCAUGCCAUUUAGUAGAGUAUUCAAACAAGCCAAAAUAAAACCACCUCAAAGGUUAAUUUGGGAAAUGUCUCCUGAAUUGGAUAAUGUCAUUGAAGAGGCAUUGGUUCAGGCUAAAGUGAGCAAUGAUGAUUUGGAUUUAGUUGUAUAUGAUCACCAAAAGUUUGGAAAAGGGACAAUGAAAAUAUGUAAGGUGUCACCUGAUGCAUUUGUGCAAUUAGCCAUACAACUUGCAUACUAUAAAGAUGCUCAGAAAUUUGUGCAGACAUAUGAAGCUUCUAUGACAAGACUUUACCAAGGAGGAAGAACAGAAACUGUUCGUUCUUGCACUACUGAAGCAAAGGAUUUUGUCUUAAAUAUGGUGCAGAGUGAUGUGGACAAGACCACCAAGAGGGCUCUCUUGCAGCGGGCUGCUGAGAAACAUCAAAAUCUCUAUAGAGAUGCUAUGAACGGAAAGGGCAUUGAUAGACACUUGUUUGCCUUGUAUGUUGCUUGUAAAGGAUUAGGUUAUGAGAGUGAAUUUUUGCAUAAAAUCAUUACCCGUCCUUGGACUUUGUCUACUAGUCAGACUCCACAUACUCAGAUGACUUCUUUGCCAGAUGCCAAUUUAAACAUUUUUGAUGAUAAGCUAUGCACAGGAGGAGGAUUUGGACCAGUUUCAGAUGAUGGCUAUGGAUUUUCGUAUAUAUUUCCUUCUGAAAAAAGAUUUUUCUUCCAUGUGUCUUCAAAGCAUUCGUGCUCGCAGACGAGCUCAAAGAGAUUUGUUGAGCUCUUUUGUGAAAGCAUGGAAGAGAUGGUGGCUUUAUUUAAUGACGAUUGAGUUUCAAUCUUAUGUGAUAUUUAUCUUAAACUGAAAAGUAUUUUAAGUGUUCUUCACUUUUUUCUUGUAAGACUUCUGGAAUCCAUUUCCAAUGUAUUUUAUUUGGUUUUGUACUUAUACUGUGUACUUGUUACUGCAUGUGAGGACCACAUUUCUUGUAUACUUUUGAAUGAAAAAACAGUUUCAAAAAAUUAUACUUAAAAAUGAGAUUAAUUGUUAGGAUUAUUUUUCAAAUUUCAAAAAAAUUUCCACUUUUAUUAUUUUAGGUAGGUAGCUAUAAAUAUUGAUAUAAUUUCAUGUAUUAUAUUUGUUUUUAAUAUGUUCUUGUCACAUUUACUGUUUCACUUUUUUUUUUAUUUGGUUUCAGUUUCAUACUUGACUAUACGACAUGCCUAAUGGUGUUUGUAACUUUUGAAACUUUGUUCUUGUAUUUAUAUGUUACUAUAUUUUGUUAGAAUGCAUUAUGAUCUCAUUUCAUUUCAUUUCAGUUUCUGUCUUAUGUUUUACUGAUAAAUAUUUUCAUCUUUUAAUUUUGUACCUAAGUAUGUGUGAAUUUGAAUGUAAUAUUUGCUUUCAUGUAAUUUUUAUCUAAUAAACUCAGCCAUUUUA